AUGGUAAAAACUGAAAUCAAARAGUGUAUGUUUUAUUCUGUCCAAGUUGAUGAUACGAUGGAUAUUUCGCAAAGAACACAAUGUUCAACUAUACUAAGAUAUAUAACAAGUAAAUCUGAAUUGGUAGAAAGGUUUCUCGGUUUCUAUAAUGUUAGUGAGGAUCGUACUGCCGAGGGUCUCUUYAAUACGUUAAAUUCUGUACUAUUAGAAUUUGAUAUGGAAAAAAAGUUUGGUCAGUGUUAUGAUGGCGUAAGUGUUAUGGCUGGUCAUGUAAAUGGUUUACAAGCUAAAGUUAGAGAGGUUGCUCCUAAUGCAUUAUUUACACACUGCUUAGCGCAUCGUUUGAACCUAGUGUUACAGCAUGGCUGCAGUGCUAACACACAGUGUCGAAUUUUUUUUGCAAACAUGACUGGAAUUUCAGCUUUUUUUCAUAAUUCUACCUCGCGAACGAAUGUUGUAGAUGCUAUUGUUGGUAAACGCAUACCGCAGUUUGUUCAGACGAGAUGGGYUUCUCGCUCAAAAAUUUUGAACUUAGUUGUAGACAAGUGGGGCGAAUUUAAAAAGGUUUUUGAACAUAUUAUAAAAGAUUCAAAUGCAUCAUCUGAAUMGAUUUGUGGUUCAAUUGGGCAUUUAAACAAUUUAAAAAAAUUUGACUUCUCUUUUUUAGCUCUAACAUUUAACAGUAUAUUUUUACUCACAGAUAAUUURUUUAAUACACUUCAAAAUAAGUCAUUUGAUAUGGAAUAUUGUAUGCGACAAAUAAAUAWAGUCUAUGAUCUC
Messenger RNA from Diuraphis noxia (Russian wheat aphid), 780 nucleotides. Its product is annotated as zinc finger MYM-type protein 1-like. NCBI's taxonomy places the organism in Eukaryota, Metazoa, Arthropoda, Insecta, Hemiptera, Aphididae. The record is from RefSeq and is a predicted model, not a curated record.